AGAAACUUGUUCACUUUUUUCAUCAGUUGUGCUCCGAUCACUUUAAAAAAUACAAGUAACACUUCAAACAUGAGAUACUUAAUAGUCUUCCUUGUUCUGACGAUUGUUGCCGUCAAUGAGGGUGACGGGUGUGGUGACAACGCAAGUUAUAAUGAAUGCGGAAGUAUAUGUGCACCGUCAUGCGAUAAUCUUAACCCUAAAAACUGCCCAAGAAUUCAAUGCACUAAGUAUACAGCAGGUUGUCGAUGUGACAAAGGAUACGUCAAGAAUGGCGAUAAAUGUUCGUUACCGCAGAAUUGUCCACCACCAUGCAACUAA
This is a messenger RNA of Cotesia congregata, 318 nucleotides long. The record is from the annotation of a GenBank genome assembly. NCBI's taxonomy places the organism in Eukaryota, Metazoa, Arthropoda, Insecta, Hymenoptera, Braconidae.